AUGUUUACUUUGAAAAUUUGUAAUUCAUACUCUUCAAUGUUACCUGUUUUGCCAGAUACUGAUAGUAUGAAGCCACUGGACGGUGUGAGAAUUCUGGAUCUAACAAGAGUUCUGGCUGGACCUUUCACCACGAUGAAUUUAGGCGACCUUGGAGCAGAAGUCAUAAAGGUGGAAAGACCAGGAGCUGGUGAUGACACACGGACUUGGGGACCUCCUUUUGUGAAUACAGAAAGUACCUAUUUUCUUAGUGUUAAUCGAAAUAAAAAAAGUAUAGCUGUUAAUAUCAAGGAUCCAAGAGGCGCGCGAAUCGUUAAAGAGCUUGCAGCCAUCUGUGACGUGUUUGUGGAAAACUAUGUCCCUGGCAAACUUUCUGAGAUGGGCCUAGGGUAUGAAGAUAUAGACAAGAUUGCUCCUCGUAUUGUCUACUGUUCCAUCACAGGAUAUGGCCAGACGGGGCCCAUGUCUCAGAGGGCAGGCUAUGAUGCUAUUGCCUCUGCUAUGUCGGGCCUGAUGCACAUUACAGGGCCCGAGGAUGGAGAGCCUGUUCGCCCAGGAGUGGCCAUGACUGACCUUGCCACUGGCCUGUUUGCCUAUGGAGCCAUUAUGGCUGGCCUCAUACAAAGUUACAGAACUGGAAAAGGGCUGUUCAUUGAUUGUAAUCUACUGUCAUCUCAGGUGGCAUGUUUGACCCAAGUAGGUGCUAAUUAUCUUAUUGGCCAAAAGGAAGCAAAACGCUGGGGCACAGCUCAUGGCAGCAUUGUUCCUUAUCAGGCUUUUAAAACCAAGGACGGCUAUCUUGUCAUUGGAGCAGGAAAUAACCAACAGUUUGCUGUUGUCUGCAAGGUCUUGAAUUUGCCAGAGUUGAUUGAUGAUCCCAAGUAUAAAACGAACCAUCUUCGGGUGCAGAAUAGAAAAGAGCUUGUUAAAAUCCUAUCUGCACGGUUUGCAGAAGAAGUAACUGCCAAGUGGCUUUGUCUCUUUGAAGGAAGUGGGAUCCCAUAUGGUCCAAUCAACAGUAUAAAGGAUGUGUUCUCCGAAGCCCAGGUAUUGCACAAUGGCCUCGUUAUGGAGAUGGAUCACCCCACUGCAGGGAAGAUUUCAGUCCCAGGUCCAGCUGUGAGAUACAACAAGUUCAAGAUGUCAGAGGCCAAGCCACCUCCCCUGCUGGGACAGCACACCAAGCACAUUCUGAAAGAGGUCCUCGGAUAUGAUGACAGGGCUAUUGGGGACUUACUCUGCUCUGGUGUGAUAGCACAACAUGAAACCAAGUGACAGAGGAGACCGCAUCAGAAAACUGCCCCUGGCUGGCCCAGACUAUGCUCUGUGCAUGCCUGUCCCUAGUCUUGAUCCCACUGAAAGGCUGAGUAGGAACCGCAGAUUUCCUGCCUGGAAUCUCUGGGGUAACUUUAGAAUUAAAGUCUAGUGCCCAUUGAAAACCUUACUAUUCUUUUGACCUUUUGCUCCCCAGAAAAUAAUUUGUUAU
Microtus ochrogaster (prairie vole) is the source of this 1483-nucleotide messenger RNA. It is a transcript of the gene Sugct, whose product is annotated as succinyl-CoA:glutarate-CoA transferase. Bases 1 to 1272 code for a protein of 423 amino acids. Gene Ontology annotation, molecular function: succinate-hydroxymethylglutarate CoA-transferase activity. Lineage: Eukaryota; Metazoa; Chordata; Mammalia; Rodentia; Cricetidae. Gene Ontology annotation, cellular component: mitochondrion. The transcript has 13 exons. The record is from RefSeq and is a predicted model, not a curated record.